Messenger RNA from Sphaerulina musiva SO2202, 2802 nucleotides. Its product is annotated as TFIIH basal transcription factor complex helicase XPB subunit. The record is from RefSeq and is a predicted model, not a curated record. Gene Ontology annotation, molecular function: hydrolase activity; 3'-5' DNA helicase activity; DNA binding. Gene Ontology annotation, biological process: nucleotide-excision repair; transcription initiation at RNA polymerase II promoter. Bases 49 to 2592 code for a protein of 847 amino acids. Lineage: Eukaryota; Fungi; Ascomycota; Dothideomycetes; Mycosphaerellales; Mycosphaerellaceae. Gene Ontology annotation, cellular component: transcription preinitiation complex; nucleotide-excision repair factor 3 complex; transcription factor TFIIH holo complex. The transcript is spliced from 2 exons.
GGCGACGUCUGUCUUUGUACUACCAGCGCCCACCACACACUACCCACGAUGCCGCCGAAGCGUAAGGCCACGGCCGCAGAUGGACGAGCGAAAAAGAGAGUCGCCUCUGGUGCGGGCACGCCGGUUUCCCUGGUCAGCGACGAUGACUACGACGAGAGCGACGAUUUUGAUGAGGAGGUGGAGCGACAGGCAGCGCCCGAAUAUGACAAGGUUGUAAAGAGAUACCAGCCUGCCACAUACCAGAAACCUACCACCUCGCACGGCGACGUCGCAAGUCAUCUGUUCAAGGCCGGGCGCGACUUCUUUAACGAACCGCUGAAACCUGAUCAUCAUUUGCGCCCAUUAUGGAUCGAACCCAAGAACGGGAAAGUAGUCCUCGAGACGUUUGCGCCUAACUUCAAGCAGGCCCAGAACUUUCUGAUCAACAUUGCCGAGCCGCAAAGUCGGACGACGAACAUGCACGAGUAUACCAUCAGUCCCCACAGUUUGUUCGCCGCUGUAUCUGUAGGCCUGACCGAAAAAGACAUUAUCCGUGAUCUUGAGCUCUUCUCGAAGACGAAAGUGCCCGCGAAUAUCAUUGACUUCGUCCACGAGGUGACGCAAUCGUUUGGUAAGGUAAGGCUAGUGCUCAAGCACAACAAGUACUUCAUCGAGAGCAACGAUGCGUUGGUGCUUCAAACGCUGUUGCGUGACCCCAUUAUCGCUGGAACUCGCGUCGAAGAGACAGAAGAGCUAGUUACGGAAAAGGCGGCGCAAAAACGGGAUCUCAUCAUCUCAGGCACAGCCGAAGCAAGAGCGGACAGAGAAGCAUUAGCACAGGCUGCUACAGUACAGAAGCGGGGUGACGAUGACGAGUCGGACGAUGAGUUUGGUGGCCGUGAAGCCGAGAAGACUAUGACUGAGUUUCUGCGUGAGGAAGAAGACGACGAAGACACAGAUCUGGUACACUCCUUUGAAAUCGACGGAAACAAGAUCCAGCUAGUGCAGGAGCAUUGCAACGUUCGGCUUAAUUUGCCACUCACAGAAGAAUACGACUUCCGGGCAGACGACAUCAACGCGACCCUUGAUAUCGAUCUACGGCCAAAUGUGCAGAUCAGAUAUUACCAGGAGCACGCCCUCAGCAAGAUGUUUGGCAAUGGGCGAGCCAGAAGUGGUAUCAUUGUCCUUCCUUGUGGCGCUGGUAAGACGUUAGUCGGCAUCACAGCAGCCUGCACGGUGAAGAAGAGCGCCAUCGUCCUCUGCACGUCUGCCAUGAGUGCGGUGCAAUGGAAGGAGGAGUUCAAGAAGUGGUCUAAUAUCAAUCCGGACGACAUCGCAAUCUUUACCAGUGGUGAGAAGGACAUUCUGAAUUUGUCCAAGAAGGCCGGUGUGAUCAUAUGCACCUACAGUAUGGUGACGCAAAAUACUCGACGCGCACACGACAGCAAAAAAGUCAUGGACUUCAUCACGUCUCGAGAGUGGGGCCUCAUGGUUCUCGACGAAGUGCAUGUCGUUCCCGCUGAGAUGUUCCGACGAGUGACGGAACGUAUCAAGACGCACUCGAAGCUUGGUCUCACUGCGACAUUGCUGCGAGAAGAUGACAAGAUCAAGGAUCUCAACUUCCUCAUUGGGCCCAAACUGUACGAGGCCAACUGGCUGCAGCUCAGCGAAGAGGGCCACAUUGCACGCGUUCAGUGCGCAGAAGUUUGGUGUCCCAUGACCACCGAGUUCUACAAGGAGUAUCUCGACGCCAAAACCACGAACAAGCGCAGUUUGCUUUCGACAAUGAAUCCUCGCAAAUACCAAGCAUGCCAAUUCCUGAUUGACUUCCACGAGAAGCGAGGUGACAAGGUCAUCGUCUUUUCCGACAAUGUCUAUGCGCUGCAGAAAUAUGCCACCGGACUGACCAAGCCAUACAUCUAUGGAGACACAUCGCAACGAGAGCGAGAAAUUGUGCUCCAGAACUUUCAACAAAACGAUGCUGUCUCUUCCAUCUUUCUUUCCAAGAUUGGUGACACCUCCCUCGAUCUGCCUGAAGCGACUUGCCUCAUUCAAAUCUCAUCACACUACGGCUCUCGACGUCAGGAAGCACAGCGCCUGGGGCGUAUUCUCCGAGCAAAGCGCCGUAACGACGAGGGGUUCAAUGCAUUUUUCUACUCCUUAGUCAGCAAAGACACCAACGAAAUGUACUACUCAUCCAAGCGGCAAGCCUUCCUGGUCGAUCAAGGCUACGCGUUCAAGGUCAUCACGCAUCUCAAUGGCAUUGAAAAGAUGCCUAACCUGGCGUUCAAUACGCAGCAGGAAAGGAUGACGUUGCUAACUGACGUUCUCCUGCAGUCUGAGACUGCUGGUGAUGUGGAAGACAUUCAGGAUGACCUAUUCAGUGAUCGGAAUGUGUCUCGAUCCAAGAAGAAGGGCAGUGGAGUCCGGAGGCAGGCUGGUACUUUGUCCUCGCUUGCUGGAGCUGACAACAUGGCGUACAUGGAGCAUGAGAGGGGCAAGAACCCCAACAAAGCUCUUGCGAAGCCAAGGAACCAGUUCUUCAAAAAGAACGCUGCUGCAGCGCAGCGCAGAGCUAAAGCCCAGAAAGAACUCAACAAUUAUGACGAUUAAGGUAGACAUGGGUUUCAGCAGCACCUCUACACCCGACACCGUCAUGGACAGGCGUAUGGCCACAAGCAGUUCUUUUCACAGUUUUCGUUCCGCCUCACUGAGGUGGGCGCCAGAUACCUAACGACACACAUGAUCUGAUCAAGCGAUUUCUGCCACAUUUGGUAGGACAUGUACCUAUACGAAAGACUUUAUGUAUCUUUUAUAUCGAGC